AUGCACGCUAAACAAUUCGUGUUCAACCUGAGAGACUACGAGGUUAGAGACAUUCUGGGCGAGGGGGCCUACGGAGUGGUCGCGCUGGGCGUCCAUAGAAGAUCGGGCACCACGGUUGCAGUCAAGAAGAUUGAGCCGUUUGAAAGAGAACUGUUCUGUCUGCGCACGCUCAGAGAAAUCAAACUCCUCAAACACUUCAAGCACAACAACAUCAUCAGCAUCCUCGACAUCCAGAAACCCCGCGACUUCGAGACCUUCAGAGAGGUGUACAUUGUGCAGGAGUACAUGGAGACCGACCUGCAUCACGUGAUCCGGUCGCAGUCGCUGAGCGACGACCAUGUGCAGUAUCUGAUGUACCAGGCGUUGAAGGGCGUCAAGUGUCUGCACUCGUGCGGUGUGAUCCACAGAGACCUGAAGCCGGCCAACCUGCUGGUAAACUCCAAUUGCGACCUCAAGAUCUGCGAUUUUGGACUCGCUCGCGUCGGCAGAGACGAUUCAUCGUCCGUUUCGGAGUCCAAGGACUCUUUUCUCACAGAGUACGUGGCCACGCGGUGGUACCGGGCUCCUGAGAUCAUGCUCACGUCCUCUCAGUACUCCAAGGCCAUCGAUAUCUGGUCGUUGGCAUGCAUUUUGGCGGAGAUGCUGCUCAGGGAGCCGUUUCUCCCGGGUAAGGACUAUAGACAUCAGCUGCUUCUUAUAUUCGAGAUUCUGGGCACGCCCGCGGGGGCAGACUUCCAGUCGAUCAAGUCCAAGCGCGCGAGGGAGUACAUUCGUUCGCAGCGGUUUUUCAAAAAGAUCCCGCUCCGAAAAAUAUUUCCGCAUGCCAAUCCAUCUGCCGUGGACCUGAUGGAGAAGAUGCUAAAAUUCGAUCCGACCCAGAGACUCACCGUGGAGGAGGCACUGGAACACCCGUACUUUAGCGCGUACCGCGUUAUGGAGGAGGAGACCACUGCCGCGCCAAUUCCCAAAGACUUCUUUUUCUUCGACGACUGCAAAGAGCAGCUCGAGAUGAUUGAUCUGAAAAGAAUGCUGUAUGCUGAAAUUCUAGCUACCUAA
This is a messenger RNA of Ogataea angusta, 1056 nucleotides long. RefSeq lists its product as uncharacterized. Gene Ontology annotation, molecular function: MAP kinase activity; ATP binding. Gene Ontology annotation, cellular component: cytoplasm; nucleus. The coding region runs from base 1 to 1056 and encodes 351 amino acids. Gene Ontology annotation, biological process: intracellular signal transduction; protein phosphorylation. The transcript has a single exon. Lineage: Eukaryota; Fungi; Ascomycota; Pichiomycetes; Pichiales; Pichiaceae. The record is from RefSeq and is a predicted model, not a curated record.